GCGCCGCUUCUCUCCGCGCGGUCUUCCCCCCGGAACGUUCCUUUUCUUCUUGUCGCCUCCUACUGAGGUCAUCCUAGAUCCGGCACUCCUCACCGGAUCCGGCGCCGCUCCCCUGGAUUGACCUCCCUCAUCCCUUCCUCAUCUUUUCCUUGGUCUCCAUCUUCCCUAGUCUGACCAGCACGGAACCAAAUCCUCACGUGAAGGUUAGCGCGCGGAGGAUUACCUGCCGUGGGAACCGCAACGCCCCAGCCGAGGCUCCUGGGAAAUGUAGUUUCUGCACGGAACCCGCCUUGGCCUGUGGGGGGGGGUGGUUAAGGGCGGGGCCCUAUCUGCGCAGGCGCGCGAUAUCAUUUUCCCCGCCACGCGCUGGUACGGGCGCCUGCUGCCGAUUCGCCCUCUGGGAAGUGGAGUCUGCGAAACCGAAGCUCUGCUGCUCUCGGACCUGUGGGAAUCCGGCUCAGCCGUUCCCUCGGUAACGCGCAAGCGCAGUUGCGAGACGGACUGCAGACUCCAGCUCAUUGUGUUCUGCCUGCGAUGUGGCGGUGGCGGUUUCUCGCCGCGGGCAGAGGCUCUUCGAAGGGCAACCAAGUGGUGACUAGGCACGGGAGCCAAAGCAGCAUCGGGAGAGCGGGAGCAGCCUUGGGGUGAUGGAACUCGGUGGGAAGGGCGGAUGAAAACCGAGGCUCAUCAGAGAAGAAGGAAUGGCAGUCAGGUGCCUGCCAACCAUGGUCCAGGAGUCAGUGACCUUCAAGGAUGUGGCCGUGCUUUUCACCCAGGAUGAGUGGGCGCAGCUGAGCCCUGCUCAGAGGGCCCUGUACAGGGAUGUAAUGUUGGAGAACUACAGCAACCUGGUGUCCCUGGGGCUCUUAGGACCCAAGCCAGAUAUGUUUUCCCAGCUGGGAAAAGGGGAAGAACGGAUGCCGGAGGACUCCUUGGGAGGCUUCUGUCUUGACUGGAUGACUAUGCCUGUGAGUAAGAUAUCUACUCCCAAGGCAGAUAUUCCUGAAGGAGAAUUGGGUCAGUGGCUGAUAAAGGAAAGAUUCACUAGAGAUAGUCACUGGAAAUAUGAUAGCCUGGAAUGGCAGCAUGGAGGCCAAGAGAUAAAGUUGCAGCAAGUGGUGCUCGCUCAUGAUAAAACCUCAUCUGUUGUUGGUGACCAGAAGUGUGAUGAAUCUGGGAAGCACUGCACCAUGAGCUCACCUGUCAUUCAAAGUCAGGGAUUUCAAUCUAGCAAAAAAACCUUUGAGUGUAGUGAGUGUGGAAAAGUCUUCACUAAGAGUUCAACCCUCAAUAAACAUCAGAAGAUUCAUACCGAAAAACUUAAUGCAACUCAGAAAAUUCUUAUUAAAGAGAAGCGAUAUGAAUGUAGAGAAUGUGGGAAAGCCUUUCACCAGAGCACACACCUCAUCCAUCACCAAAGAAUUCACACUGGUGAGAAGCCAUAUGAAUGUAAGGAAUGUGGCAAGGCCUUCUCAGUGAGCUCCUCGCUUACUUAUCAUCAGAAAAUUCAUACUGGAGAGAAACCUUUUGAAUGCAACUUAUGUGGAAAAGCAUUUAUCCGAAACAUACACCUUGCCCACCAUCACAGAAUACACACUGGAGAGAAGCCUUUUAAAUGUAACAUAUGUGACAAAGCCUUUGUGUGCAGGGCACACCUUACCAAACACCAGAAUAUUCAUAGUGGAGAGAAACCCUAUAAAUGUAAUGAAUGUGGGAAAGCCUUCAAUCAGAGUACAAGUUUUCUUCAGCAUCAGAGAAUUCACACUGGAGAGAAGCCUUUUGAAUGUAAUGAAUGUGGAAAGGCCUUCAGGGUGAACUCUUCCCUUACUGAGCAUCAAAGAAUUCAUACUGGAGAGAAACCUUAUAAGUGUAAUGAAUGUGGGAAAGCUUUCAGGGAUAAUUCAUCCUUUGCUCGACAUCGGAAAAUUCAUACUGGAGAGAAACCUUACAGAUGUGGUUUGUGUGAGAAAGCCUUCAGGGACCAAUCAGCCCUAGCCCAGCAUCAGAGAAUUCAUACUGGAGAGAAACCUUAUACGUGUAAUAUAUGUGAGAAAGCCUUCAGUGACCAUUCAGCCCUCACUCAACAUAAGAGAAUCCAUACUAGAGAAAAACCCUAUAAAUGUAAAAUCUGUGGGAAAGCCUUUAUCCGAAGUACACACCUGACUCAACAUCAGAGGAUUCACACAGGAGAGAAACCCUAUAAAUGUAAUAAAUGUGGGAAAGCUUUCAACCAGACUGCAAACCUCAUUCAGCACCAGAGACAUCAUAUUGGAGAAAAGUGAUACAGAAGAGCUUUGAGACUGAGUGUGUUAAUUGUUGAAUGCAGGAGAAUCCAUUCUACAGAAUAACCAUGAAAGCUUACGUGAAGAUAGUCAUUUUAUUUCCUGAGAGUGAAGAUUCACAGUAGUGUGGGUUUUGCGAACUUAAGAAUGGCAGACACUCCUCAUCAUUCAGAACUGCCUCAAUUGAAUAGCAGUAAUGUUUAAUUAGUCUGAAUUACCAAGUAUCAGAACCAAAGUGGACCUUCAUUAACAACAUAGAAAUCAGCUGACCAUUAAGAGAAAUUAUAAAAUUAUAAAAAUUAAGGUUGAGAGCGAAGGAACAAAAAAGUAAGAAAAUGGUCAAUAUGCAUUUUACUGUACUUGAUUCCCUUCUUUAGGAGGGUUUCUACCUUUGAUGGAACCCUUUGUUUUCUGCACCCCCACUGCUGACACCCAGGGCAAAGAAAGAGCAGCCACCUGUGCACUGGCCUAGGAGUUACUUAAGUUAUGCUUCCCACUGUCUGCUUUAGACCACCUUUUGUCAGAUUUGCCUGGUCCAUGUGGCCACUGGCUCCUUCCUGUGUGCUCCUCCUGGGACAGUUCAUCUGAAUGGUGUGUCCCUGUUUAAUUUAGCAACUCCUAACUGGUAACAUCACGUCACUUACUUCCACCCAAGUUGCCCUUAAAGACUGGUGAUCUGACCUCACACACAGCCCAUGACUCUGAAUAUGGACCAAAUCCAGCUUUCAGAACUCGGGACACCUGUCUGGAAGGCAGAGGUUGAUCAAAAUUCCUAAGUUACCCAGUUCCUCUGGGCUUCAGCUUGACUCUGACUCUGGGAUAAUCCCUAAAGUAGGGGCUUAGUCUGUGCAGACAUUCCCCCCUACUUCUGGUUGUUUGUAGCUACUCUACACACAGCAGUCAGGGGCAUGCUCAGCUUUGGGUGUGAUGAUCCCAACAACCUAGAGGUGUUCUGGGCCACCUCCACUUCUGGGACUUGCCAUUUCCUGAUAUGCAACUCACAAGGGAGGUUAGAGCCUCAAGGGAGUUGUCACUCUUUUCCAUGACUGGGCAGUCCUCUGUGUCCACUGCAUUAGAGUAUAUUUUUUACUCCCAGAAUAUUGAACUGCUGCAUCCUGCUCCUUGCCCUGGUUUUGUCCACUUUUCUGAAGGUAUCAAUUCUGUGUACACAGAAAACAGAGGAAGCUUUGAAUUUCUGAUUUUACGUUUGGAAGUGGCCAUUUCCUCUCUUCCACCUGGGUAUUCCACCACUUAAAGAUCACCCCAUUCUGGGACUUCCCUGGUGGUCCAGUGGUUAAGAUGCUGUGCUCCCAAUGCAGGGGGCCUGGGUUCCAUCCCUUGUUAGGGAACUAGAUCCUGCAUGCCACAACUAAGACCCGGCACAACCAAAUACAUAAAUAUUAAAAAAAAAAAAAAAAAAAGUUACCCCAUUCUGACAGUGGUGAGUUGCAUGUUGAGUAAUUACAUGGGGUGGUCAACAGCACUGUGACAUUCUCUGGCAGGGGCAGUGUCCACACCCAGAAGUCUGAGUGACACUCUAGUCCUGCGGGUACAGUUCCUUUGCUAUCUUGAAUUCUUCAGUGUUGUCAGUGGAAAUCACAGAUAAAGUAACGUCUGUGUGCCUUCACACACAGCCUCUGGAGGCACCUCCCCUUCGCCACCACAAAGAAUGGGGAGCCCGCACUACUGCAGCCUGGAGCACACUACAGCAGGAAGGUGGAAGAGCAAGUCAGCUGUCGUCUGGAGGGCAGUAUGGCAGGUUUCUGGGCUGCGGAAGGGCUUUCCAUCAAGUUGGGCAACCUGCCAGCCCCGACAAACACUGCAUCUCAGCUCCAAGUUACAGGAGAGGAUAUUCUUUGUCAUGGUGGAAUCAGGACUUAAGGUUGAACAUAGACUUGGAAGCUUCCAGCAGCUUUAAAGCCCCACGUUCUCUAAAUUGAGCUUCCACCUGAUAAAGGCCACGUGUGUGGGUAUGCAUCUCCUGUUAGGUGAUCAGCAGCUCAUCCUUUCUUCCCUGUUGAGCUUCAGGGGAAGCAGCAUUUCAAGAGGUUGCUUGGAACUCUGGGCCCUGGGCCCACACAUGUUCGCCUGCAGCCUCACAUGGCUUGCAACCCCAGAUUCCAGAAUAAACUUGGGAAACUGUGCUCACUGCUACUGAGAUCUGCCUACAGUACUCUCCCUGUGGCCCGCCUGGUCCUCACUGUUACCUCCUGACCUUGAAUCCCUCACAAGAAACACACU
Molecule: messenger RNA, 4523 nt
Organism: Hippopotamus amphibius kiboko
Lineage: Eukaryota; Metazoa; Chordata; Mammalia; Artiodactyla; Hippopotamidae
Gene: ZNF454
Product: zinc finger protein 454
Exons: 5
Coding region: 702-2282 (526 amino acids)
Biological process (GO): regulation of DNA-templated transcription
Source: RefSeq, a predicted model, not a curated record